ACAUAUAUAUAUAUAUAUAAACGUGCGUGCAACGAAAAAGAGAAAAAGAGAGAGAAAGAGAGAGAGAGAGCGAUAAGAUAUCGUCGAUAUUCCAUCGACGGGUUCUUUUUUUUUUGUCUCGGCCAACGGAAAAAGAAGACGUCAAAAGGGUACGAUAGAAGGAAGAAAACAUUUUUGAAGAGGUGGCGGAGGAGGAGGUGAAGAAGAAAAAGAAGAAGAACAAGUGAGAGUGAGAGGGGAAAAAAAAUAAAAGAAGCGAAUCGCCGCGUUGGAACACGCGCCAGGAAUUGUCUCUAAUACUAAAAGCGUGUUUUCUUCCGCAAAGGGGCGCGCGCGCGCGCGCAAUCAUCGUCGUAUAUACACAUCCAUUCGCCGCAUUCAAGAAAGGAAAAGUAGAAAAAGUGUGCAAAAAGGACGACAAUUUCGUUGGCUAAAUCCGUUUGUAAAAGGGGGAAAGAAAAAAAAAACCGAAAUAGAUAAAGAGAAAGAUACGAAAGAAAUAAAGAGAAGAUUAGGAGAAAAAAAAAGAUCUUCACGUAGAGAACGAGUCACGAUCACAUCUCUAUAUUUCAUUGGUGGUCUUCGAUUCGAAUUGAUUUUUCGCGAACUCGAAGAGAAAAGAAGAGAACAAUAAAGAGAAGAGUAGAAAAGAGAAGGGAAAAGAAAAAGAAAAGGAUUAAGUUAGAACGAAGGAGAGAAAGAGAGAGAUUGAUCCUCGUUAUUUUCUUCUCCUGUUUUUCUUUUCCCAUCGCGACGGAAUUUACGUAAAGGGAGGAGAAAGGAAAGAAAGAGAAACAAACAAAAAAAAAAAAUAAUAAAAAGGAAAGAAGAGUAAAGACAAAAAAAGAAGGAUUUAAUAUUAUUAAUUAUUGCUAUUAUUAUUAAUUACACUUGUAUAUUUUUGUUUGUAUGAAAAAAAAAAAAAAAACAAAAAAAACAAAAAAAGAUUCCUGAAGUGUGUUUUCUAUACGAUAUAACAGAUACAUAAAUAUAGAGUAUAUAAGUAUAUACAUAUAUACGUACAUAUAUAUAUAUAUAUAUAUAUAUAUAUAUCAUUAUAAUUAUUAUUAUCAAUUGUCGAGUCACCAAGAGGAGAUACGCGCGAUAGUUUGCCAGCUGGUAUAGUGUGGUGAUAACGAUCGUCGAUUUAUUAAUUUUGCUUAAGGAAAAGUGGAAAAAUAUAAAGUGAGAGAGAUAGAGAUAAAGAGAGAAAAAGAACGAGCGAGCGAGCAAGAGAGAUAGAGGCUUGCUACGACGUGUGUUUAAAAAAUAACAAAAUAAAAUAAAAAAAAAAAAAGUAAAAAAGAAAAAAAAUAUAAGAACGGCCCAAGAAUGGUGCCACAACAGCAGGACAGCCCUUCGAGCUCGGGUAUACCGAUGUUUGGAUCUUUACUUGUGGAUAAAAAUUCGGCCACGCCGUACUCGGAUGCUACACAGACAAAAAAGAACAAUCCGAAUCACAUAAAACGGCCGAUGAACGCGUUCAUGGUCUGGUCACAGAUCGAACGCAGGAAGAUAUGCGAGGUCCAACCGGAUAUGCACAAUGCCGAAAUCAGUAAACGACUUGGUAGACGUUGGAAAACAUUGGACGAGGCUGAGAGGAGACCUUUCAUCGAGGAGGCUGAGAGAUUAAGGCAAUUACACAUGAUGGAAUAUCCGGAUUACAAGUACCGACCACGGAAAAAGACAACGAAACCAGCGCCGGCGCCAAAAACUAAAGAAUCCGCCGGUAAGAAACCGAGGAAAUCGUCAACCUCCUCAAAUUCCUCAUCUUCCUCUUCCUCGUCUAUUGGCGGUUCCACGCCAUUAUCACAUUCGAAAUCGCGGAACGACACAAACAACAACACGCAGACACCAUCGUUGAAGAGGUUGCAGGCUCAACCGAGCACGAAGCCAGUUUCAAGGUUGAAGGUCAGAUUGGCCCUUAACAAGAGGCCUCUCGACUAUACACCAGCUCCACCGAUCGUCACGGCUAAAGUACCAAGCAGUCCGUCCUGCGACACGCCGGAUUCUCCAGAGUCUGCUAGCUUUUACGACGACAAUUAUCACGAUAAUGGUCCAGCCGCUGUGGCGGCCGCAGCUGCAGCCGCAGCCGCGAUUGUUGGCGGUGGUUCGCAUGCCGGUUUACCACCCCCUUUACCAUCUACCAGCUCGUUACUUGCCACUAAGAUCAAGCAAGAGUCCGCAUCGAUCAUGGAUAUGGAUUACAAGACGACAUCGACGACGAAUACCGCGACACCGACUACCAGCUAUACGAAGGACAGACUUUUAUCAUCCGUCAGAGGAGCUGAAUCAUUUUCUACCUCCUCCUCCUCAUCAUCCUCUUCCUCCUCCUCCUCCUCUUCAAAUAUCUCCUCAUCGUCCUCCUCGUCGCUCUUAAACUCCGACGUCGACAGUCUCGGCAGGAGCACCACCACGGUUAGAUCAUCCACACCGUGCCAUCUCGAUCAUCAUCAACAACAGCAACAACAUCCCUUCUCCAUCAAAGAGGAACCCUUGGAUCCGACUCUCGCCACGGCAACGACGACAAUUGGCACGAGUCUUACAUCUUCCUCAUCCACCUCCUCGACAUCCUCUACGAAUAGUACCGGAUCCAUCAAGCUCGAGGAAGUAUCAGGAAGUAAUCCAAGCCUAGCCGAUCUCUAUUCUCUUACCGAUCUCUUACAAAUACAACAGUCCGAUUUCAAGCUGGACCUCGACAUGGAGACAAUUACGACCGAUCUUGACACAUUCGAAACUGCUAGCUCGAGUAGCGGUUCGCACUUUGAAUUUUCUUGCAUGCCCGAUGUCACGGACAUGUUGUCUAAUAUAGGGGUCAGUAACGAGUGGGUUAGCUUUUGAGUUAUCUACGACGAUGACGACUACCUCUCGAUCAACGCGUCGAUCGAUUUUCUUACGUCUAUUAAAAAAAAGCAUAUAUAUUUUAUCCCUUAUCCGGUUAACCGAAAGCGGACUCGACGAUCUCGAUUUCUCCAAACUACGAGUCUCCUCGGAUCACCUUUCCGAAAAAAGCACAUCUAUCAACCGCAUAGCGCACCACCAUCAUUAACGUUCUCUCUCUGUCUCUCUCUCUCUCUCUCUUUCUCUUUUUCUUUUUCUGUUAUUAUCUAUUUGUGCCCCGUCAUCUUUUACGGUUUAAAGGGACAGGACGAUUAAAGCGGCCGACACCAGACGUCAUUCUUUUACCAAACAUAUUUCAACUCGUUCUCAUGCUGCUUCGAGGCGUUUCGAAAAGAAGGAAAAGGAGUAAGGUAUAGAGGGUGCAGGGUAGUGGGAGGUGGAAGAAGGUGAGAGGGGACAGGGGCAGGGUUGAGGGAGGUAGUAUGCCUUAGGGACGACCGGAAACGGCCAUCGAGAGAGUAUAUGUAUAUAAAGAGGGUCUGGAAAAGAGGCACCAGCUGUGUUCUCCCUUUGCUCUUUCUCUUCUUCCGGUACCCCCUCCGAUUUAUCCUUCAUAGUUAUCUCUCUCUCUCUUUCCUUACUUCGUCCAUGGAAUUCUUCGUACCCUCGUCGUCGUCGACCGAAUUUAAACCCACGGUCAGCUGAUCGCCAGCUGGUGCGGACUACUCGAAUUCCUUCUUUUCAUGUCCCUCGGAGAAAAUUAUCGUGAGAUCGAAAACGUGAGAGAGAGAGAGAGAGAAAGAGAGAGAGAGAGAGAGAGAAGGAGAGAGAGAGAAAGAGAUCAAGAGAGAAAAAAGAGAGAAUGUGUAAACAUGAAAAAUAAGAUUCUCUCUCUCUCUCUCUCUCUCUCUCACACUGUUUCUCUUUCUGGUAAAUUAGAUUGAACAUCCAACAUGUAGGUGGUGCUGCUCUUCUUCCUAUAACCUUCUCCUCCUUUUUAUAUACCACCAUCCUUAUUAUUUGUCGACGCGGAAAUCACCGAAACUGCCGUCACCAAUAACCACAACCAAUCAAUCAACCAUCACCACCACCACCACCACCUCCUCCUCCAUCUUUUCCAAGCCGAUUCUCACCGUCGUUGGUUACUCUGUUCAACAAGAAAAAAACAUACUUGAUCCCAAGAUGAUUAACUUCGACGUAUAAUGAAAGAUUUCAAAUCGAUAUGUUCUUUUGUUCUUAUUUUGUAUAUGUAUUUGUAGCAUAUUAGCAAGUAAGUUAGAACUUUUUUCUUUUUUUUUUUUUUUUCACGAUUUAUAUGAUCGCGGAUAGAGAAAGAAGUGUGUUAUUGUCAGGAGCCAGCCGAGCAGUAAAACGAUCCUCGCGACGAGGACGAUACGACGAUGAUGAUAUUGAUAAUAAUAAUGAUGAUGAUGAUAAUGACAAUGACGAUGAUGAUGACGAUGGUUAUGACGAUGACGAAGAUGAUUACGACGAUAAUGAUAAUGAUAAUUAUGAUAACGGCGUAGACGACGACGACGACGACGACGACGACGAGGAUUCGUGAGCUUUCCUUUUUUACCAUGUAUUUUUUUUCUUAAUGAUUUCAAACAGAUCUUACGAUCAUUUCGUUCGUUUUGCUUUUACUUUUACUUUGUCUUUUCUUCUCUUUUUCUUUUGCUCUCUUUUUUCUUCUUUUUUUUUUUUUCUUUUUUCCCUAAUACCUCCGCGACGGUCGGAAGAGAGAAAAACAAAUGUGUUUACGAGGGAAGGGGAAAGAAAGAAAAAAAAAUAUAUAUAUAUAAAUCAAAUCGGUCCACUUGUUUCCACGUCUCGCGGUGAUGAUCGUCGCUCGAACGGCUCGAAACCCCCUUCUGUUGUGUAUAUCUCUUUUUUUUCUUUUUUUUUUUUUUUAGAUAUAUAUAUAAAUAUAUAUAUAUAUAUUUAGUAAUAUAUUAACUCUCUUAUACUUAGUGUGUAUAAAACGCCAAAACCGAGAGGGAGAACAGGCGAUUAUAUAUGUCGCUUAAGACGGACUAAGAAAACUUUAUCAAACUUCGUUUUUUCAUAUACGUUUUCUUCAUAUUCUUAUUAUUAUUAAUAUUAAUAUUAAUAUUAUUAUUAUUAUUAUAUUAUUAUUAUAUUAUUAUUAUAUUAUUAUUAUAUUAUUAUAUUAUAUAUUAUAUUAUUAUUAUUAUUAUUAUUUUAUUUUAUUUUCUUCGAGUUUCCUCUUUUAUAUAAAUGCGUUGAAGCCCGCCGAAGGAGCAGCAAUAGAAAGAGAGAGCCAAUGAUUUUAAAAAAGUAUCUUUUUGCGACACGAACGAUCUGACUCUCUCUCUCUCUCUCUCUCUCUCUCUCUCUCUCUCUCCUUUUUUAUAUCUCUAUCUCUAUCUCUAUCUCCAUCUCUAUCUAUAUUUCUAUCUCUAUCUUCAUCGUUUCUCAAAUGACGAAAUGAAUGUUCGUUUCUUUUUUUUUUAUUUUGUUUUUGUUUGUUUAUUUGCAUUUUCUCUUUGUUUCAUUCUGUUUCUUGAAAUUGUUUCGAAAAUAUGAAAAAGUUUAAUACAAUGCUAUUUCGACGGACUUCCGCGUUCUGCUAUCGUUGUUUAAUGCUAUCAUCAAUAUAUUAAUGAUAACGAACGAGUUAACCUAUCAAGAUUCUUUUUGUAUGAGAUAUGAUAAAGUCGCAAACACAAACACACAGCUUUUUCUUUUUCUUAUGUUUUCUUUUUCCGGUGUUUCUUUUUUUUUCUUGUAAUCAUUACGUCCGAUAAAAAGCCUUUUACGAUCUCAUAUCAUCUGUGGCUUUGUAAUAUGUAAUAUAUUUACAUAUAAUGUGUAUAUUCUCUUUCUCUCUCUUUCUUUGGUGUAUAUAUAUAUAUAUAUAUAUAUAUAUAUAUAUAUAUAUAUAUCGAACAAGAGAGAUGAUGAUAUACAAGAAUAAAGAGUAAGAGAGAAAGUAAUCAAGAGAGAGAGAGAGAGAGAGAGAAAAUUAAAACGUUUUGAGUUUUAAAUCAUACAAUUAAAUCAUAGAAUUUCUCAUCAAUUUCUUUCCAUCACGUAAAUUUUUACGUUAAUUAUCUAAGACGACGAGUCAUCGAAGCGUGUCUGUGUUAGAAAAGAAAAAGCGCGCUAAUCAAAACUUUGAUCUCACAUUCUUAUUAACAAUUUUUAUGAGAUAUCGCAUUAAGCAUUUUCUUCAUUUUUUUUUUUUCUUUCGUAUAAUUAUUAUUAAUCGUUAACGAUUAUAGAUUAAUUUUAUUUUAUACAAC
This is a messenger RNA of Vespa crabro (European hornet), 6107 nucleotides long. RefSeq names its product transcription factor sem-2-like. The transcript has 2 exons. The record is from RefSeq and is a predicted model, not a curated record. Gene Ontology annotation, molecular function: DNA-binding transcription factor activity, RNA polymerase II-specific; RNA polymerase II cis-regulatory region sequence-specific DNA binding. Bases 1333 to 2841 code for a protein of 502 amino acids. NCBI's taxonomy places the organism in Eukaryota, Metazoa, Arthropoda, Insecta, Hymenoptera, Vespidae. Gene Ontology annotation, biological process: anatomical structure morphogenesis; cell differentiation; regulation of DNA-templated transcription.